Messenger RNA from Lathyrus oleraceus (garden pea), 1473 nucleotides. RefSeq names its product high mobility group B protein 15. The transcript has 4 exons. The record is from RefSeq and is a predicted model, not a curated record. Gene Ontology annotation, molecular function: DNA binding. The coding region runs from base 442 to 1083 and encodes 213 amino acids. Lineage: Eukaryota; Viridiplantae; Streptophyta; Magnoliopsida; Fabales; Fabaceae.
GAAUACUUUUCAAUAAAAAUAUAAUUCUGGGUAUAAACUUCCUAUCAUGAUCACAAUUGUCAUAUAGCAAGGAAGAGCUUUCAAGGUUGUUUCAGUUCUGGAUUUUCUGAUGCAUGGUGAUUUUAUUGGUUGUUCUUUCUUUUUUCUGUUUUGUUGUCUUCAAGGUGGAUGGGAUUAGAUUAGAUGAGAUGAGAUGAGACAGUUUCUCUCUUCUUAUCCUUAAAACUUGUCUGUUUCUUUUUCUAUUUUUUUGUCUGCAUGUAUAGAUAGGUAGCUUAGCCAUUACAUUUCUAUUUCUCAUUAAUGUUUUUGCUUUUUUCUUUAUCUACAAAUACUAGAUGGUUUUCAUCUUCAUGUUAUUAUGGUUUUUUGGUUUGUUUUACCUUGUUUUGUUGAUGGUGAUGCAGAAAAAUAUUGAAGGCUGAAUAUAUUGUGUUGUGAAUGGCAUCAACAUCUUGUGUUAUCAAGAGUCCAUUAGCUAUGAAAGAGACGGGUUCAAGCUGUGGUCAGUAUCCUCCUCCUAUGGCAACGUAUGAAGAGGUUGUGGACAAUCCUAAGCUCUUUUUGCAUAGCUUGGAGAAGCUCCAUGCUACAAUGGGCACCAAGUUCAUGAUUCCCAUUAUUGGGGGAAAGGAGUUGGAUUUACACCGCCUCUUUGUUGAAGUGACUUCUCGUGGAGGGAUUGAGAAAAUCAUUAAGGAUAGAAAAUGGAAAGAUAUAACUUUAGUUUUCAAUUUUCCAUCAACGGCAACAAAUGCUUCUUUUGUGAUGCGGAAGUACUAUACUUCAUUACUCUACCAUUAUGAGCAAAUCUAUUAUUUUAAAGCUCAUAAUUGGACUCAUGCAGCUUCAGAUGUUUUGCAGAGUCCAUCAUCCACCCCAGUUCCUGCUCUGAAGAUGCCGUUUUCACAUCCUUCAUCUGAAGUUCAACCAGCUGUCGUUCAACCGUUAAAUGUUAAUGCUGCUGGAUUGCCUGAAGGUCUUUUCAUUUUUCUCUCAGCCGAAAAUAAGAUUAUUUUCCAACCCCAAAACCAAACAGAAGUGGAUACAAUUUCUUCUUUGCAGAACAACACGCCAGGCUAAAACCUCUUAACCAAGGGAAGGACCGAGAGAUCAGUAGGACCAUCGGUGAACUCUGGAACAAGUUAAAUGAAUCUGAAAAAGCAGUAAGGAAUUUGUUUAUCUUACAGAAUGGAAUAAACCAUUAAAAUGUUAUUCUCUCUUCAAUUUAGUUAUUAGGGACUUAAUUGAUGAUUUAUUCCACAACAUAGGCUAACAUAAUAUGCACUGUUUUGUUAUUAUGUUAACAUGUUAAGUUGCACUGAUAUAUAAGGUUUAUCAAGAACAAGCCAUGAAGGACAAAGAGAGGUACAAAACAGAAAUGGAGUGUUACCGUGAGAAGGUUUAUCUAUCAAGGUUAUCAUCCUUUUGACAGUCCUCGAUCAUUUAUCUCUUUUGUCAUAUAGCAAGGAA